GUGAUGGUGUAAAACCAACGUAAUGUUAUGUUACGAAAAGCAGAAGGGUUAUAGGUGGAUACACAUAUAACCUGAGUAGUUAUUAAUAAUGUAGGGACCGUCUCUCGGGCGCUUGUGACAUCCACCCGGCCAGUCUCCCAGGGUUGGUGAAGUCAGGUGGGGCCAGAAUUCGGUACCCUCGGGCGUCUGUGAACUUUUCCAGGUGGUACAGUGAGUUAUAUCCAUCAAGGAGUCCUCCAAUUUUCGGCUUUGUGGGCACCAUCAAGGGCGGGAAUCAAAUGUGUGAAUAAUUUUGAAUUUUGAAUCCUCGGGUAUGGUUGGCGGGAAAGUUUUUACAGGAAAUCUGGUACGCCGACGCCUAGUUGUCGCGUCGUUUCCUCUUCCUGGAUCGGCAGGAGUGGGCCACCCGGCUGUGGAGGCCAUGAUGGUCACCGCCCGGAAGGAUGCAAGGCGCCCGAGAAAAUGAAGGAGAAGCUGGUCGAACAGGCCGAAGCCUACCAGGGUCUCUUUGCCAAGCACGAGGGCUUGCUAAAGUCUGCCAAGGAGUCGAAUGAGCAGGCUAAGUGGAAGAUCGCUGAGUUGGCAGAGAAGGCCGGGCAGACGGGCCAGCUGGAGGAGGAGAAUGCCCAGCUAAGGGCUGAGAUGGAGAGGGAGCGCUCUGACCGGGUUGUUCAUGCCGUUGCUUGGGCUGCGCAAACCAGAGAAGUUUGCUGCCCAGGCACUUCCUGACUGGGAGGUCGGCAUACGGUUCUUCGAAGUGUCCCAGCAACUUAUUGAUGACAUUGGUAUCUUUGGGUUUGGGACCGGUCAGUACCAAAAGCAUCGUGGGCUGUACGGGAUCUUGAGCAACUGGGU
Messenger RNA from Cuscuta campestris, 855 nucleotides. Lineage: Eukaryota; Viridiplantae; Streptophyta; Magnoliopsida; Solanales; Convolvulaceae. The record is from the annotation of a GenBank genome assembly.